This is a messenger RNA of Armigeres subalbatus, 2251 nucleotides long. RefSeq lists its product as uncharacterized. The record is from RefSeq and is a predicted model, not a curated record. The coding region runs from base 605 to 1963 and encodes 452 amino acids. NCBI's taxonomy places the organism in Eukaryota, Metazoa, Arthropoda, Insecta, Diptera, Culicidae. The transcript has 3 exons.
UGUUAAGGUGCAGGUUGGUUGAGUACCAAAACAAAUAUAUAUAUACGUUAGGAUCAGAGUUGCCCACGUGCCAUCCCAUCAGAACGAGCCAUCGACCGGCCCAUCGAUCGAUGCAACGUAAAAGUGAUGACCCAGGGAAUUAUCCAGCUGAGGUGGCAACGUGCGCAAAGCCAAGCGAACGACAACGGAUCGGACGACAUCGAUGCAGACUUUGACCGGGACCGUUUUGCUGAGUUGAUAGAUUUAGUUAAUAAAAGGUUUAGCGGUAGGAAAAUUCAAUCAGUUUCGAGUGAGAAGUGAAUGAUACUUAUUGUAACUUAUAAUUAGUGGAAUAAAAUUAUUUUUUUAUUGAACUCUGAUCCUUCAGAUCAUUUCUGGCGCAGUCGUGUAGUCAAAUGGUAAAACUUAGUGUGAAGUGUUAGUGCAGAGCGAAUAUCGGCUAUCAUAAUCAACGAGUUUUAAAAGAGGAGCAAUUCUACGCUCAAUCGAGGGCUCUAGUAGUCCAGCAUUCAGCUGUCGUGGAGCGGAUAUCCAGGAUUUGAGGCUACCGGAGGAUUGUUCCCGCCAUUUGGAACCCGUAUCUCAACUUCACUCGGACUCCCUGAUGAAAAUCAUCUUAUUAAUCUUCAUCCACCUGAUAAAUGCGACUACAUAUAAGGAAAUAUCGAAUAACAAUGGCAUGGUAGCCAUAAAAACAAAAACAGUACGGAUAAGGAUAGGAUACGAUAGGACACUACAUAAGAUUAGUUUGGAAUCACUAGAAGAUAACAUCAAAUACAUAGAAAAAAUCAUACACUCAUUUAAAACCGUUGAGCACUUAGAGCAAACCCUACAGGAAAAGUUAACAAUAGCUAAGGAAAAACUUUUUAGUUUAAGCCCAAGUAGAACAAAAAGAGCACUGAUAAACGUCCUCGGAACAGCAAUUAAAUUCAUUGCGGGUAAUCCCGAUAACGAGGAUCUUGAGAUCAUACACGAAGGAUUAGGGAUAUUGAAGAACCAGGAGAAUAAGUUAGUACAAAACCAAAUCAAGCAAAUCCAAAUUAACGAACUUUAUAAAAACAAAAUCAAUAACAUAACAGAUUCCUUGAGGAAAAUUAGUACUACAAUCUCUAGAGAAUUCAACACAGUACAAAACCUUAGAUCAGACUUGGAGUUCAUUAAUCUCAUUUGGAAUACAGAUAGAAUAAUUCAUAUAUUAGAAUCUAUAGAAGAACAAGUCGAGUUCUCCAGAUUAGGUCUCAUAAAUAAGAACAUCCUCUCGUUAGAUGACAAGCAGGCAAUCGCAGGGAAACUUAGGAAGCAAAACAUCCACCUUAACUAUCUUGACGAAAUAUUUCAGUAUUGCUCAGCAACUACCGGCAUCAACGGCGGACAAGCGAUGGUACUUGUGAAAACCCCAGUACUAGACGACAAGGACUUCGACCUCCUGGAGCUCCACACGUUGAAGGUCAACAAUUCGAGGAUAAAAACCGACAUAAACCUGGUGGCAAAGCACGGCAAUCUGAUCUACGCCCAAACGACAAAAUGCGACAUUUGUGAAGGUACCAAGCUGAUCGAGGACGAAUGCAUCUACAAUAUCUUAACGCAUCAAACACCAAAAUGCACACUCAAAACUCACAAGAAGGAUGCCAAAAAGAACCACGUCGAGGCACUGAUGCUUAGAACAAAGAAGCUAGAAGAAGUAGAAGCAACCGAUGGUUCGAACAGUCAAACAACAAGAAAGGACCCCGGACAGAACUGUUUCGUCCUUGCUUUCCUUUACAAGAAAACUCACAAGAAGGAUGCCAAAAAGACCCACGUCGAGACACUGAUGCUUAGAACAAAGAAGCUAGAAGAAGUAGAAGCAACCGAUGGUUCGAACAGUCAAACAACAAGAAAGGACCCCGGACAGAAGCGUCUGAAACUCAUCCCAGAACCAAGGUUCGAGCUCCUGAAACAUCAAACGAGGACGCUUGAUACUUGAGGGGAGGCGUUAGGAUCAGAGUUGCCCACGUGCCAUCCCAUCAGAACGAGCCAUCGACCGGCCCAUCGAUCGAUGCAACGUAAAAGUGAUGACCCAGGGAAUUAUCCAGCUGAGGUGGCAACGUGCGCAAAGCCAAGCGAACGACAACGGAUCGGACGACAUCGAUGCAGACUUUGACCGGGACCGUUUUGCUGAGUUGAUAGAUUUAGUUAAUAAAAGGUUUAGCGGUAGGAAAAUUCAAUCAGUUUCGAGUGAGAAGUGAAUGAUACUUAUUGUAACUUAUAAUUA